GCUGGCAGACUCCCGUAGCGCGGCAGGGGGCAACACGUGACCCCAACGCCAACGCCCAUGUGUUCAAAGUAAACAGACACGCUUGUCAUCUCGUCGCUCUAAUACUCUCCUUAUUUUCUGAUGAGGCCCUAUACACCCUGAGGCACACAAACGUACAUCAUAUUUUGGUUUGUGGAUAAACACACCUCGCACAUCCAUUAAACGCUCAAAUUUACUCAUGGUUAUCACUGGUGUCUUCUUGUUUCACAGGACGAUCAGCGAAACACACCACGCUUCGGAGAACUUCAGUGGGCUGAAGUUGGACGUGCGAGACGCAUUCUUUCUGACUUCACUGGACAAUCCUACACAUGCAUCUCGAUGAUGGCGCACAUCCGGUGUAGCCAAGGACUUUACACCCUGCUAGGACUCCUCUUCCUGGCGCUGGAGGGACGCGCCUCCUUCGCCUUGGGCAGUCCUAGGGAGCAGAUCCUGGUGUGGGGGGAUCUUCGGGAGGAGGUGGAGCUUGUGACCAAGUAUAAGGCGUCUUGCUCGCCGAAGGACUUCCAGUGCUGGCACGACGGCAAGGAGCGGCCUGUGGAGGAUGACAGGAGUCUUAAGUCUUCCAGAGACAUUUUCAGACUAUGCUAUUGUGACGACGACUGCAUUCGUUACGGCGACUGCUGCCUGGACAAAGCUGAAGCAGACUGGGGAGACGGCAGAGAGGAAGGGAGUGGGAGGUUCAGCUGCAGGAAGAUACAUUACUUGGAUUCAGAGCUUGGCAUCCUCAUGAUAGACAACUGCUUACCAGCUUACCAGGGACACCCAUUUGAGAGGAUGUGCCUCCAGAACGUGACAAGAGAAGCCUACACGUUUGUACUGGAUGUAGCCGUCACCUCCAGGGCUACCAACAUCACUUACGCAAAUUAUUACUGCGCCCUUUGCAACGAUGACGCCUCAGACUUGCAUAACUGGACUAUCAAUAUCAUCUGCAACACGCAAGAGAUCCUGAAGGACUUCUCGAAGGUAGAGUUCAUGAGCAAGGCGACCUACUACCCAGGACGCCGCGAGUGGAAGCGUUUCACGUACAAGAGCGAGGAGGAUGAACAGAAGGGCAUCUAUGAAGAGACACACACCUGCUCUUGCCAGAUUAACGAAUUUAAGAGCGCAGAAGAUUUCGCCGGGCGCUUCGGCGGCAGACCGUGCAUCUACCCGAAGAAGGAAAUCAUCGGCGACGAUCAAAACUCGCCCAAGGAUCUAGAAAUUCCUCAAACAAUCUUUGACCACAAAGAAAAGGAUCUCAGAGACCGCUCGAGGCUUAGAGUACGGUUAGGUCUGACCAUAAUGCUGGUAAUUACUCACCAUCUGGUUCCAGAUAUGUAUUGUAAUGUGUGGAAAGGAUCCUUUGCAAUACUCCCUGAAAGUGAAACUCAACAACCCCUUCAACGCGUUUUUCUCCUCUGUCAGCAGGUACGUCGUUGUCAUCCUGACUGGCCUGACCGCAUAGACUUCGAGAAAUGUCAACGUUACUCUCUUAUGAUGACCUACGGAAGCACAGAAAACAGCGUGACGUAUAAAAACCCUCACUGCGCCAGUUGUAACUUCGCCAAUGUCUCCCAAGGCGACCUUCAGUGCCUCCAGCCAGGAAAAAGGCGGCUAGUUGUUUACUACCACAACAUCCCGCCCUGCUUCAGCGUCCUCAUGGACUUCCGGGGCGGCCGCUGCGACGAGGCCACGGAGCUGUGGGAUCCGGUCCUCGAGAUGUGCCACAAGAUCCACUGCGGCCACCUGUUCCGGCUGGUGGGCGGGCGGUGCGAGAGGGACCUCGAGGCCUACGGGUCGCUCUCCAACUCGACCCUCCUGGACAGUGCGUGCCCCAAGAGGCUCCUCAACCUGACGGAGUAUGCGCCCCGAAGCGACGGCUCCAUCUUCGUCAACGCCUCCAAGAAGAUCUACGCCAAGGGGGAGUUCGAGCUCACCAACGACACGCAGGUCCUCGUCUGCCACGACGCGAGCCACUACGCCGACGCCUUCAGCACCGCCCACCAGUACCUGACGCUGGUCGUGCUGAGCGUCUCCCUCGUGGCUCUGGCGCUCCACAUGGCCGUCUUCAUGCUCGUCCCGCGACACAGGAACCUGCCGGGGAAGAACCUGUUCUCGCUCUCGUGCUGCCUCUUCGUCGCCCACGUCCUGUUCCUGGCGGGGACGAGGGAGACGGACGUGUACGGCCUGUGCGUGUUCCUGUCGUGCAGCCUGCACUACUUCUGGCUCGCCUCCUUCUGCUGGAUGAACGUGAUGAGCGUGGACGUGUGUCGCACCUUCAGCAGCCAGCUCUACCGCGGCGACUCCGACGGCGGCCGGACCUUCCUCCUCUACUCGCUCUACGCCUGGACGGUCCCCGCGCUCGUGGUGUCGCUCGCGCUCCUGCUGGACUGGGUCGACCUCCUGCCGGACUACCGGCCGGAGUAUGCAACGAGGCUCUGCUGGAUCAACAACCGCCACGGCCUGGCGCUCUUCUUCCUCCUACCGGUGGGCGCCAUCGUGCAGGAGAACGUCGUGCUCUUCAUCAUCUCGGCGUAUGGCAUCUGCAGGCAAAUGAAGGCUGCGCGCUACGCCAACGUGAGAUCCCAGAGCACCAAGGAGGGACAAAAGAAAACAAAAACCGGCUUUUCGAGCCAGCUGACACAGACUCGCCACGCCAAGAAGGAGCGAGUGAGACUUCUGCUUUAUGUGAAGUUAGGAGUCAUCCAAGGUCUCACGUGGCUCACCGGAUUCAUAGCGGCGUUCGCGGAUAUCCCCGCAUGCUGGUAUCCGUUCACGGUUCUCAACGGCCUGCAGGGAGCCUUGAUCUUCAUCCUUUUCGACAUGAAGCGAAAGGCAAAGAUACUGUCUGUUUGUCAGAUUUCAGUCGUCUUUGACUCAAUUUUCCUGUCCCUUUAUAUGUAUAUAUGGAAUGUUGUAUGCGUCAUUAUAGUUGUCUUAUGGUCUAUGCAUCUACCUGUCUAA
Molecule: messenger RNA, 2982 nt
Organism: Penaeus vannamei (Pacific white shrimp)
Lineage: Eukaryota; Metazoa; Arthropoda; Malacostraca; Decapoda; Penaeidae
Source: RefSeq, a predicted model, not a curated record